GAAAGUGAAAGUAAAUGAACAGAGUUGAGGUGGACAGACAGACAGAAUCGAUGAUCUACAAUACAUAAUAUCUAUAAAUCUUUAAAGAAUCGCUAAUAAAUACUAAAGCAGGAGUUUGUGUGUAGUUAUCGGAUGGGAAUGUGAAUCAGCACUGAAGUCCUCAACAUGUUUAGAUCAAAUCUGCUGAAGAAGUUUGCGUGUCUGUAUGAGGGAAAAGCGACUCAGAGAAACCCAACACUGCUGAAUGAGAUCUACACAGAGCUCUACAUCACAGAGAGUGAGAGUGGAGAGAUCAGUAAUGAACAUGAAGUGAGACAGAUUGAGACACAAUCCAGGAGAGCAGCAACAGAGGACACAGCCAUCAAAUGUAAAGACAUCUUUAGACCUUUACCUGGGCAAGACAAAGCCAUCAGAACUGUGCUGACAAAGGGAGUCGCUGGCAUUGGAAAAACAGUCUCUGUGCAGAAGUUCAUCCUGGACUGGGCUGAAGGGAAAGAGAAUCAGGACGUCCAGCUCAUAUUUCCACUUCCUUUCAGAGAAAUCAACCUGAUGAAGGACAAAACACUCAGUCUUUCAGAUCUUCUUCAUGUGUUAUUCCCUGAAACUAAAGAAAUUGAUAUUUCCAGUGAUGAAUAUAAAGUGUUGUUCAUCUUUGAUGGUCUGGAUGAGUGUCGUCUGUCUCUGGAUUUUAAGAGCAAAGUCAAACUGUGUAAUAUAUGUAAAUCAGCCUCAGUGGACGAGCUGCUGAUGAACCUCAUUGUGGGGAAUCUGCUUCCCUCUGCUCUCAUCUGGAUCACCUCCAGACCAGCAGCAGUUGAUCUCAUCCCCUCUGAGUGUGUCCAUCGAUUGACAGAGGUACGAGGCUUCAAUGAGCCACAGAAGGAGGAAUACUUCAGGAAGAGAUUCAGUGAUCAGAGUCUGGCCGACAGGAUCAUCUCACACCUGAAGUCAUCAAGGAGCCUCUACAUCAUGUGCCACAUCCCAGUGUUCUGCUGGAUCUCAGCCGCUGUUCUGGAGAAGAUGUUGAGUCGAGGAAAGAGAGGAGAGAUUCCCAAGACUCUCACUCAGAUGUACACACACUUCCUGAUCCUUCAGACCAACAUCAAACAUCAGAAGGACUAUAAGAAGAAGGUCAAAGAUGAAGACAUGAUCCUCAAACUGGGGAAACUGGCUUUUCAGCAGCUUAUGAAAGGAAACCUGAUCUUCUAUUAUGAAGACCUGAGAGAGUGUGGCAUUGAUGUGAGAGAAGCAUCAGUGUACUCGGGAUUGUGCACUCAGAUCUUCAGAGAGGAGUUGGGCUUGUAUCAGGGGAAAGUCUUCUGCUUUGUUCAUCUCAGCAUUCAGGAACAUCUAGCAGCUCUGUAUGUGCACCUCUCCUUUACAGUCAAGAGGAGAAAUGUGUUUGACCAAACUAUACAGCGAUGGUUGUCCAAGAUUUUUAACCGGAAGAAAUAUAAUUCACUAUCUGAGCUUCAUCAGAGAGUUUUAAAAAAUGCCUUAAAGAGUAAGAAUGGACAUCUGGAUCUUUUUCUGCGUUUUCUUCUGGGUCUCUCAGUGGAGUCCAAUCAGACUCUCUUACGAACACUACUGACACAGACAGGAAUCUGCUCCUUCAACGAAGAGGAAACAGUUCAGAACAUCAAAGAGAUGAUCAGGGAGAAUCGCUCUCCAGAGAAGUCCAUCAAUCUGUUUCACUGUCUGAAUGAACUGGGUGAUGAUUCACUGAUGCAGGAGAUCCAAGAUUAUCUGAAAUCUGGAGAAAUAAGAGAAACUAGACUCUCCUCUUCACAGUGGUCAGCUCUGGUUUAUGUGUUGCUGACAUCAGAGCAGAAGAUGGAUGUGUUUGAUCUGAAACAGUUUAUUGGAGCACAACACACAGCAGAUGAAGUUCUUCAGAAUCUGUUACCUGUGGUGAAAGAAUCCAGAUCAGUUCGACUAUGUGGAUGUAAUCUCACUGCUCAGUCCUGUGAAAGUUUAUCUUCAGCUCUCCAAUCCUCAAACUCUAUCCUGAGAGAACUGGACCUGAGUAACAAUGACCUGCAGGAUUCUGGAGUGAAGCUUCUUUCUGAUGGACUGAAGAGUUCACACUGUCAGCUUGAGAUACUGAGAAUGUCUGGCUGUAUGGUGACAGAGAAAGGAUGUCAAUAUGUGUCUUCAGCUCUGAGUUCAAACACCUCACACCUAAGAGAACUGGAUCUGAGCUACAAUCACCCAGGAGAUUCAGGAGUCAAGCUGCUUUCUGAAAAACUUCAGGAUCCAAUCUGCUCAUUGGACAAACUGAACGUGGAUCACGGAGGAGAAUCCAGGAUUACAGCAGGAAUAAUGAAAUAUUCCUGUUUUCUCACACUGGAUCCAAACACAGCAAGCACUGAUCUCAUUCUGUCUGAGGAGAACAGAGAGGUGACAUAUGUGAUGAAGAAACCGUCGUAUCCUGAUCAUCCAGACAGAUUUAAUGUGCCUCAGGUGUUGUGUAGAGAGAGUGUGUGUGGACGCUGUUACUGGGAGAUUGAGUGCAGUGGAUAUGUGGAGAUAUCAGUGUCAUAUAAAAGCAUCAGCAGGAAGGGAUGGGGUGAUGAGUGUGUGUUUGGACAUAAUGAUCAGUCCUGGAGUUUGUUCUGCUCUCGCUCCAGUUACUCAUUCAAACACAAUAACAUAGAGACUGAUCACUUUGUGAAGCCCAUCAGCUGGAGAACUGGUGUGUUUGAUGCUGUCAGGAGAACAGGAGUGUCUGAUGAUGAUGAUGAUGAUGAUAAUGAUAAUAUCAGUAGAACAGGAGUGUAUGUGGAUCACGGAGCAGGAACUCUGUCCUUCUACAGUGUCUACAGAAACACAAUGAGCCUCAUCCACACAAAACUGACGAGAGAUUCUACCCAUAAUGCUUUGAGCUGCAUGAUAAUCCAGUGA
This is a messenger RNA of Carassius gibelio (silver crucian carp), 2904 nucleotides long. RefSeq names its product NLR family CARD domain-containing protein 3. The transcript has 7 exons. NCBI's taxonomy places the organism in Eukaryota, Metazoa, Chordata, Actinopteri, Cypriniformes, Cyprinidae. Gene Ontology annotation, molecular function: protein binding. The coding region runs from base 166 to 2904 and encodes 912 amino acids. The record is from RefSeq and is a predicted model, not a curated record.